Poecilia reticulata (guppy) is the source of this 5041-nucleotide messenger RNA. Lineage: Eukaryota; Metazoa; Chordata; Actinopteri; Cyprinodontiformes; Poeciliidae. The record is from RefSeq and is a predicted model, not a curated record.
CCCAACAGUUUGGCCUCCAGCAGGUAAAUGGCGCCCUCUGGUGGCUGCAGCUGAGACGGACGUCAUCAGGGGAUUGGAAAUGGAAAACGUGUCAGCUUGAACAAACUGGAUUUAAAAUUCAGGAGCUUCCAGAGUUGGGAUGUGCUCUCUGGUCAUGAUGAUGAUGAUGAUGAUGAUGAUGAGUUGGGCUGAACAAGGAAGCAGCAGCAGCGGUGGGAGGGACGGAGAGGUAAGAGGAGAGGCGUCACCUGUACGUGAAACGAACACCUGUUGCCCGGUGGGCUCUUAAAGACGGAUGAGAAAAGAAAAGGUUCGUGUUACAGCUGGGGAUCCUGGUGGUUUUUGUCGCUUAAAGGAACAAAACCUUCAUUCUACUCKGUUUCAAACUGUCGCUUCAGUUGGACCAGAGGGAACAUGUAGAGGAUUUAUUUUUAAAGGGAAUCCACCAGCGAACCACAGGUAAUCAAAAAUGCAGAGAAGGAAAUAAAAUCCAAUCAAGAGAUGAGGCUGAACAUGCUGCAGGUUGUUUGACUGACAGAUAUGGGGUCAGGAAGAUCACUCUGGCAGACUUUCGCUGCAGUUGUACUCAUUUGCCACUUUUUGACCACUGAUGGUGGGAAGUCRGAGGUCCGUGGAAAGGUUGGAGGCUCGGUGGAUCUGGAGUGCAGUUUUCCACCAGCAGGGCGGCAGUCUGGGUCAUCUGCAACCCAACAUGUGGUGGAAUGGGUGCGGCAAGGCGUUGACAUUCCUGUCCUGAUGAAAUUUGGACCCUACACACCCCGAGUCCAUCCACGUUUUGAAGCCCCGCCCACUUUCACCAAAGUCCCACCCCCUGUGGUCCAGGCCCUGGUGGGAAGUCCCCUGUCUCUCGACUGCGUUGCUAUUGGCAACCCUACGCCAACCAUCACCUGGCUGAAAGACGGCAGCGCCGUUCCCAGUGCAAACCUCCAGGGAGGAGCGCUGUCUCUGGCGGCGGUGACCGCGCAGGCGGCCGGGCUGUACGCCUGCCACGCCUCCAACGCCGAGGGAAACGCCAGCCGCGUGGCGAGGCUGGAGAUCAAAGGUCCGCCUGUCAUCCUGGUUCCUCCUAAAGACACAACCCUCAACAUGUCCCAGAAUGCACUGCUGCAGUGCCAGGCGGUGGCCGACCCUCCCAACAUGACGUACGUGUGGCAGAAAGCCGGAGAAAACGUCCAUCAUAUCGAGUCUCUGAAGUCGCGCGUCAGGAUCCUGGUUGAUGGAUCGCUGCAGAUCGUCCGUUUACGGCCUGAAGACUCCGGGAACUUCACCUGCGUACCGACCAACGGGGUGCUGACCCCGCCCACCGCCUCCGCCAUCUUAACUGUGAUGCGUACAAAAACAAAAUUAAGUUGUGCGCCUUUCCUUCAGUAUCCAGGAUGGACUCUGAAGACCGACGGCUCUUUGGUGAUGGCGACGGUCAAUGAGGACGCAGAGGGCAGCUACAGCUGCACUCCAUACAACAGCUACGGCACCAUGGGGCCGUCUGGACCCACCAGGGUGGUUCUGCAGGAYCCCCCGUCUUUCAGCAUCACUCCAGCCGAGGAAUACAGGCGGGACGCCGGCAGGACGCUGCUCAUCCCCUGUCAAGGAAACGCAGCCGCAGCAGCCACCUGGAGCAAGGUUGACCCAGUUCGUUCUGUUUCUUACUCCAUCGAACCCAACGGCUCCUUGCUGCUGCAGCCUCUUCUGAAGGACCACCAGGGGGAGUGGGAGUGCAGCGUCUCCAACCGCGCUGCGUCCUUAGAGACCCGCACACGAGUCUUUGUCCUGGGAACCAGUCCCCACGCGGCCGCCGCGCUGGCCGUCUCUCCUGGGCCGAGCCGGGCCAACCUGUCCUGGGAGGCCGGCUUCGACGGGGGAUCAGCGCAGACGUUUUCAGUCUGGGUGAAGAGGAUUUCGGCGAGCGGUGGCGACGGGAGGCAGGAAUGGUCCUCCGUACCCGUUCCCGCCUCAUCCGGCACCAGCCUGCAGGUUUUGGGCCUUUCUCCCGCCACCGACUACCAGUUCAGCGUCUUGUCUCAGAACAAGUUUGGCACAGGGCCUUUCAGCGAGAUCGUAACAGCACGCACUUUGGAUCCUCAGGAGAGGAGCGUCAGACCGAAGCCCCCCGCCUCGCUGUCAGCUAAUCAGAGCUCAGCAGGUGUCAUCCUGCAGUGGGCCCUCCCUGACGCCCAGCAGCCGCCCAUCACAGGCUUCGUCCUCCAGUCCCGCUCCGCCACCGCAGCAGAGGACUGGUUUAAUCUGGAGGAGAACAUCAACGCCAGCAGCAGCCACUUCCUGGUCAGGAGUCUGCAGAAGGACCGUGUGUACGAGCUGCGGAUGCUUUCUCGUCGGGGGGAGCUGCUGAGCGAGCCCGGUCCAUCAGUCAACGUCUCCACCGCAGUGACGGAGAGCUUUGCGGCUACGUCUACGUUUGUCCCGGAGCCGUUGCUAGCCGGUGUGCUAGCCGGGAUCGGCUUCAUGUUUCUGGCGCUGGUCUUGCUGCUCGGUUCUGCCUGCUUGGUCAACCGCAGGAGGGACCGUCGCCACAGGAAGACGGAGAAUGAACCCCUUCCUGCCAUCUAUAAGUGCUCCCCGUCAAUUAAGACUUCAGGCUCCAGUAGUCCAGACAGUCUGUUGAAGAAAAGCCUCCUCCCAGCCAGCUCCCACUACCCCACAAUGUCUUUCACCACUUCCUCCUCUCAGACGGACUGCUCCACUUUGAGCACAGAGAAUAACCAUCGGCGCAAGACUCUAGAGCCAACCUACAGCAGAAGCCGCCUUACCAAGACAACUUCUUUAAUUUCUCCCUCCAUUGAGUUGAUCUCUAGAGGUCCGGAUGGCCGGUUUGCAGUCGGUGACUAUGACACAUUGAGUGUUAACAACAGAACAAUUUCCAGAGCCAAAAGAUCUGUGUCACUCCACUUGGAAAAGGAGGACAAGAAAGACCUGCCGCGUGUGCUUUCUGUUGACGUUCCUUCGUUUAAACUGGAGGGUGAUUUAAGUCAAAUCCGCAGCUUGGGUCAACUCCCGCCACUUCAGGAAAACUACAUUGUUUCGCCUGAUCAGAACAGCUUGUACUCAAACACCAGUUUUUGCACCAUGCCUUGUCUCAGCAGAAAUACUGGACUGCCUCCAGUAUUUCCCGUCCUCCCACAUCUCCGAGCCAGCAUCGGUCAGCCUUCAACAACAGCGAGCAGUUUGGUUCUCCAAAUGGAACAUGAACGUGAGAAAGGGAACCUUAGUCGGUGCCUGAGGCUGGCACAGGAGAGGGAAGAAAUGGAAAGGGAGCUUCGGUUGUACACACUAGAUAGAAACUCCAUGAAAGUCAAGACAGAGCAAAGAGAAACAAGCAAUGGGGACGAAAGUGUUGAGAGUCUUAUGUGGGAAUACAAAAGCAGGACCUUGCCAAACAUUUAUCGUGGUAAGGAGAGAUCUAGAUACCUUACAUCGUCCUCAACCAACUGGGAAGCCCAUCCUUAUGACUCAAGUUCAACUUUGAAUCCAAUCAGAGAUAAUUUGAAUACAUCUCCCCCUUCCAUUCCUUCUUUUUCUCCCUAUUUUCUUGAAUUAUUUACCAAGAAACCCAAUGGAGUCCGCCACUCUUUUGUUGACAGCUCAACUCUCCCUCACCAGAGGUGUCGAGUAGAUCCACCACAAGGCUACGAUAGUCCAAGACGAUUCUCAUCCUUUGACCCCCAAACAAGUGACUCAUUCCACAGUCCACAAAAAGAAAACAAUCUCAGUAAUGGCACAAUGUUUCACAACAACAGAAACACUCCAGAUACAGUAAGAGACUCUACAAGAUUGGACGAAAUGCUCAGUGAACCAAUUGGUUCAGUUGGCAAAGAGUCGUAUGUCGAGAUGAGCGUAGACGAGCCGGAGUAUGAGUUGCCCACGUUGCAACCUGUGAAGCCCAUGUUACACCACAGGAUUGCCUCUCAUGUUCAACAUGGCUGCUCGCUGUCUCAGAGAAGCAGGCAUGAAGACAUGAGAAGAAGCACAAGCUUAAAUUGCAGCAGGAAUGCUUCUGUCAGCAGCUUUGACAUGGCCCAUCACGGUCAGCAAACCUCAGGACCAGAACACUGGAGAGCUAGGACCCAAGGCUCCAAAACCUUGGACCGCAGUCAGCGAAGUCAGAGUCUAGACUUGAGGAAACAGAAGAAGAGUACUUUUCUCACACCGUCUGCAUGGGUAGAGUCACUCAGCCAAGAGGACUGUUCGAUUGAAUUGUCUCAUAAAAGUACCAAAACUGAGCAACAUUUCUCAACUGCUGCGGGUCCAACUCGCAGUCCAAAUCCUGAUGUGCCCCAUUGCCGCCAACCUAGUCCCUCAGCUUACACUGCCAAUCAUCCAACUCCCAAUCAGGACACAAUGAAGGAAUCGGGUUAUAUUGUCAGCCUGAAGGAGGUUUCCACAUACUUACCGCCCAUCAGCAACGACUUGGAGGCACUGGAGGUGGACUCGGGAGGCUACGAGGAAGUGGCAGACUCCGGUGGCAGCUACAACAGCUACGCUAGCAGCGGCCGCGGCAGCAUGGAGACUGCUAACGGGCAUCUGCCCUUGUCUCAACUGUCCCCAGUGCUGACAGACUCACCUGCGACUGCAGAGGACACUCGGGGGGGAUCAGAGCACAAGGAAGGUGGACAAACAGAACCAAAACGAAGGAGGCAGUGUUCGGUAGAUGAGAAUUAUGAAUGGGAUGCUGGUGACGUCUGCUCACGGCCUGGAGAACAAGAUGGCGUUCUCCCUCCACAGAAACCCGCUGCCAACCGGAGCCGUCCCAGCAUGCCGCGCUGCGAGAAAGCACAGAAACGUUCCCCUGCGUUUGCGUCGCUGCCGGGGCAUCAAAGCAGGCGCUCUGCUGAGCCAGAACCAGACGCCGUGCUGUUCUGACAGAGCCGCCGCUCGCCUCAUCUCACCUGACGCACCGGGUGACAAAAGCUCACGCUGGAGAAAGUGAGCUCUUCUGUGAUCAACCUCAUUCUUUUUUUAUUUAAUUUGAUUCCAAGAGUGGAUAAAAGACGAGAGCUUUUUUUGG